UAAUGUAGCACCACAGACUUUAAAGUCACCGGAACAGAUACUAGAUACUUUAUUUCAACGUACAUGCUCCAAAUUUAGCCCCUCAAGAUGGACAAGAUAAUGAUUUGCAUCAUUGGGUCGGGCAACUGGGCGACGACCAUUGCCAGGAAUGUGGGCAGGAAUGUGAUGAACUCGCAGACACUUGACGAGAAGGUGCCCAUGUACGUGUACGAGGAAAUCGUCGACGGUCGCAAGCUCACCGAGAUCAUCAACACCACCCACAUAAAUGCCAAGUACAUGCCGAACUUUGAACUGCCGCCGAAUAUUGUGGCCGUGGACGACAUAGUGGCCACGGCCAGGGAUGCCGAUAUCAUAAUAUUCGCCAUCCCGCCCACCUUCGUCAGUAGCUGCUGCAAAACGCUGCUGGGAAAAGUGAAGCCCACUGCCCACGCAGUCUCCCUGAUUAAAGGAUUCGAGCGCGGCGAUGAUGGGCAGUUCGUGCUGAUAUCCCAGAUCAUAAUGCGGCAGCUGAAGAUUCCCUGUUCCGUCCUGGUGGGCUGCAAUCUGCCCUACGAGCUGGCUCAUGAUCACUUUGCCGAGGGCACAGUGGGCUGUCGAGAUCAGAAGUACUACCGAGUGCUGCACGACAUCUUCAAGUCGCCCACCUUCCGCGUGGUGGUUACCGAGGAUGCCGAUUGUGUGGAAAUCUGCUCCACUCUGAGGAACAUAAUAGCCUUUGCGGCUGGUUGUUCAGAUGGCAUGGAGUUGAACGAGAACACAAAGGGUGGCAUCAUUCGGAGGGGAUUUUUGGAGAUGCUUCAGUUUGUGGAUGUCUUUUACCCAGGCUGCCGCAUGGGAACCUUCUUUGAGUCAUGCGGAAUUUCAGAUUUGGUCACUAGUUGCUAUGCCAACCGCAAUCGCAAGUUGGCCGAGGCCUUUGUCAAGACAGGAAAGCCUCUCAGCGAGCUGGAGCACAUCCUUAUACCAGGACACGAGCCACUGGGUCCGGUGACAGCCGAACUGGUGCAUCAUAUGCUCAAAAAGAAGGGCUUGGAGGAUAAAUUUCCCCUCUUCACAUGUGUUUACCGGAUCUGCACUGGGGACUACCCCCUGCACCGCCUGGUGGAAACCCUGAUUAAGGCACGGGAGGAUAUCUUUCACCCGCUCCACACAUUCCAACUUUGAGCGCGUUUGUUUAGUAAUAAAAUUAUUUAAAUAAAACCAA
Molecule: messenger RNA, 1204 nt
Organism: Drosophila biarmipes
Lineage: Eukaryota; Metazoa; Arthropoda; Insecta; Diptera; Drosophilidae
Gene: Gpdh2
Product: glycerol-3-phosphate dehydrogenase [NAD(+)], cytoplasmic
Exons: 7
Coding region: 88-1164 (358 amino acids)
Biological process (GO): glycerol-3-phosphate catabolic process; carbohydrate metabolic process
Cellular component (GO): glycerol-3-phosphate dehydrogenase (FAD) complex; cytosol
Molecular function (GO): glycerol-3-phosphate dehydrogenase [NAD(P)+] activity; NAD binding; protein homodimerization activity
Source: RefSeq, a predicted model, not a curated record